AUGUUGCGACCGGCAACGCCUCUCUCAAUCAUCUUCCUGAUUGCAUUUGUUCUGGCCUUGUUGACUACACUUUCAACGCCGAUCAUCAAGCAGAUACCGCUGGGCAGCUAUGAAGGCUACAAUUUUGGAGUCUUUGGUUGGUGCAACCAAACUACCUGUUCAAAGUUCGGGAUUGGCUACCACACGGAUAUCUUGUUCCAGCAAAAUGGCGAACAAGACCCUUUCACAUUGCCAGAAACAACACGAUAUGGGAUAUCUGGCAUUCUAAUCGUCCACCCGAUUGCUGCACUUCUGAUCCUCAUCUGCUUCGGCUUGGCUGUGGCCGCCCAUUUCCAUGGCCCUUCGCAUUCUCCACGUUAUCUAUUGGGACUCUUAAUCCUGACUAUUCCUACACUAAUCGUGACUCUGCUAGCUUUCUUGGUGGACAUCUUACUGUUCGUCCCUCAUUUAAACUGGGGAGGCUGGAUUGAGCUGGCGGCAACUAUUCUGAUCAUCGGCUCGACCAUCGUAACUUGCGCCAUGCGACGCACAGUCGUCAGCAGGAAAGCGCGGAAAAAGCGAAUCGAAGAAAAUGCAGACAUGAACGGAUCGGCCUACUAUGAAAGCCUUGCUGCCGAUCAGCGCUCGCGUGUGGCCACUGCACCGUCGGUUGCG
Molecule: messenger RNA, 654 nt
Organism: Dissoconium aciculare CBS 342.82
Lineage: Eukaryota; Fungi; Ascomycota; Dothideomycetes; Mycosphaerellales; Dissoconiaceae
Product: pali-domain-containing protein
Exons: 1
Cellular component (GO): growing cell tip; plasma membrane; cell division site
Source: RefSeq, a predicted model, not a curated record